This is a messenger RNA of Aphidius gifuensis, 1571 nucleotides long. RefSeq lists its product as uncharacterized. Lineage: Eukaryota; Metazoa; Arthropoda; Insecta; Hymenoptera; Braconidae. Bases 338 to 1540 code for a protein of 400 amino acids. The transcript is spliced from 7 exons. The record is from RefSeq and is a predicted model, not a curated record.
GAAAGAAUUGUAAAGAAUAGAGUAUAAAAUAUUGCGUGUCAUUGAAUGCAAGAAGGAUGAGAGAGGAGAGCAGGAAAAAGGAUUGGAGGGAGAGACGACCCAACAGGUUAUUCAACACGAUGAAAUCUCUCAGUUGUAUGGUACAAUAAUUCCACAUGAAGACCUAGACCUUGAACCAGUAAACAACGAUGAUACAUCACAUCAACAUGUUCAGUUAGUUGCCAUAAAAUAACAAGUCACUUAAUAUAUUUAUUGUGUUUAUAUUUGACAAAGUGACUAAAAGUAAUUAACGAUAGAAAUUUUGUGUUUUUAUUUUGUCAAUUGGUAGUUUGUCAUUAUGCGACAAUGUUCAUCAUCAUGGCUCAUGUUGUUAAUUUUUUUAUUGGUAACACCAUGUCAACAGUGGCCAACAAUCAAUUUGUGGUCUUCAUUAUCAACUAAAUAUCAACAUAAUAGUUUAUCAAACAUGAAAGAUUCACGAGUGCUUAAUUUUUUUCCUGUACCAGUUGAAGAGGAGUGUCUAUCUGAAGAUAAACGUCGACGUGGUACAUGUAUGAAUACCUACGCUUGUAGAAUUAAUCAUGGAAAAUCACAUGGACCUUGUGCACUUGGUUUUGGUGUUUGUUGUGUAUUCACGACAAGUUGUGGUGGUGAAGUUGGUAGUAACUUGACAUACGUUACGAAUCCGGAUUUUCCAAAUCUCAUCGAUCAACCCAUGAAUUGUUCAGUUGUGGUAAAAAAGAUUGAGCCCCAAGUCAGCCAACUGAGGAUUGAUUUUUUGCAUUUUAAUAUCGGUCAGCCAAAUAGAAAGACAGGUGUUUGUGAUGAGGACAUGUUGGAGAUAACAAGUGGUGAUAGAACAUUUCAAUUAUGUGGUUGGAACAGUGGACAACACAUUUACCUUGAUGUUGCUGAUGGUCCAGUGACAUUAGAUUUUAUAUUACCAAGUACAUUACAAUCAAGAAUGUGGGAAAUGUCAAUUGUACAAUUACCAUUUGAACAACGUGCACCAGCUGGUUGUCUUCAGUAUUUUGAUUCAACACGUGGGCUAUUAAAAACAUUAAAUUUUUUACCAAAUGGUAGAUAUCUUGCAAAUCAAGAUUAUUUAUUAUGUGUUAGACAAGAAAAAGGUAUGUGUAGCAUUGCAUAUACACCAUGUACAAAUGAUUCAUUUCGUAUUGGUCCAAUGAGAUACAGUGUUAAUCAAACAAUUGAUAUGAAUGAUGCUGAAAGUUCUGGUACUGGUAAUAAUGAUCCAACAACAUCAAUAAGACGUUGCAAUGAUCGUGUAUUAAUACCAUGUGACUUUGAAGAAUUUAUUACGCCGGGUAAUGAUGGUGCUGGUAUUUGUGAUCUUGAGCACUGUGGAAAUUCUCUUUGUGGACAAAAUGAAUUUGAUGCUGAGGGUAAUUGUCGUGUUGAAACAUCAGCAACUCCAUUUCACAUUAGAGUUGCAUUUGGAUCUGGUAAUGAAGAUUCAACAUCACCAGAAAAUAAAGCAGGCAUGUGUUUGACAUAUGAACAAUUACCUUGUUCUUAAAUUUAUGCAACAUGUUAAUUUAUAUAAAAUA